Messenger RNA from Anoplopoma fimbria (sablefish), 3313 nucleotides. RefSeq names its product leucine rich adaptor protein 1-like. The coding region runs from base 163 to 762 and encodes 199 amino acids. NCBI's taxonomy places the organism in Eukaryota, Metazoa, Chordata, Actinopteri, Perciformes, Anoplopomatidae. The record is from RefSeq and is a predicted model, not a curated record. The transcript is spliced from 2 exons. Gene Ontology annotation, biological process: positive regulation of canonical NF-kappaB signal transduction.
GCAGACAGAGGAAAGAAAGUCGUGAGGAGCAAAGCGCUCAUGGCAACUUUGGAAUCGAUUCUUCUCUGGAUGUAGUCUCCCUCAAACAACUUGCAGCAACUGUCCUUUAAAACUUCUCCACAUUAAAAGUGUCAACGUGUAAAUUAGUUCUCCCAGUCUACAAUGGACGAGGAUAACAACGUUAUGCCUGAUUUGAAGGAUAUAGAGACCAAAUUGGGUCUCAAGGUCCCGGAGAGCCUCGUCCGGUCUCUCGCUGCGGGGAAGCAUCCCGAGAAGUCUGCGGCACCGCACUCAGUUCACCGCGGACGGCAUGCUGACAAUGCAGACCUGAAACGACUGGAGAGCAAAAUGCUGUUCCUAAAACAAGAAAUGGAUCAUCUACGAGCCAUCGAUGUGAAGCUGAUGCAUCAGCUUAUGUCAAUCAACGAGGGCAUUGAGUCCAUCCGUUGGAUGAUAGAAGACAAAGGAGGCGUGGCCAGCCAAGAGGGCAGCAUGACGGGCAGCUUGUACAGCCUUUCAGACAGCCAGGACGGUACCUCACUGCGAGGCAGCUUCAACAGCUUGAAUGACGGCAAUAGUGACGGGCUGGAUAGUCUGUCUGUGGGUAGCUACUUGGACACUCUAGCAGAGGACCUCUCGGAUGACCCCUCACCUACAGAUCUUGACUGUUUUGUUGAUAAAACAGCUAUUGAUGGGGAUACCUUCAGCAAAUCACCACUGAAACUCCGUGUGGAAACAGAUGAAUACUACUGCUUUGGAUAAUGAUAAGCUAAACACAGUGGUUACAGAGACUGCUGAGAUACUAAGUGAAGAAAGAUUAAAAAUGUUUUCUUCACUUUGGCGAAUUUACACAGCUGAAUAUUUUACCCACAUGCCUUUUUUUUCGCCAAGACUUUCCACAAUGUCUUAGGAUACUUUUCACCUUAAAACCAGCAUCCUUAUGUUGUGGUUUGAAUACACCUCAUCAAACCUUGGCCACUUAAUGUCACACCACAUGCGAGUGAAAACAUCUUAACAGUUCCUUAUGUCUUAACAUUUACAGUUCAAUAGACUAAAAAAGGUGCUCUGAUAUGAUUUACACAUUGUAUUUAUUGUGGAGUUAUCAAAUACCUCGGCAGUUUAUUUUAAAAGAUAAAGUACUUCUUGGACUUAAAUUACUCAAGACAGGGAGAAUAAGAGUAACAACUUAAGCUGAACCACAAAUCUUCUUUAUCUGUGAAAAACGCAACUUUAGCUUUGUGUCAGGUUAACCCCAAUCGUCUGAUCUAAGUGAAGGAGUAGAUUAGGAUUUAGCAGCCAUUUGGAAAAUUGGACUUUUCAUGCUGAGUGAUUAAAGUGGGUAAACUAUUUAAAGGGGCAAAGUGGUAAGUUUAAGUGUUAAAAGCAAGUGCAAUUUGCUUCCAUGCCAAAUUCUGAGCUCAAACUUCUAUAAAUGUUAAACUUGUAAUUAUUUUUACUUAAAUGUUUUGACUGAUGGAAGUUCCUAAGCUGAAUCACAGUCGGCAAUAGUGGAAUUUACACAUAUACUAAAGAGAUUAGUUGCACAUUCAAAGCACAGAUGCUUGACUGAAAACCAAAGCAAUUUGAUUGUCUUAUAGAUCAUUUAGGCCCGAGGCAAAACCCUGUUAAUGCCCCGAUGGGAGAUUUGUUGACAGUGGACAUAUGGGGAACAAGUAUUUGCUUUGUGGGCACAUUUUAAUUCUCUGUUGUCAAAAACAGGUUUGAUGAUUUAGCUAAAAAACUUAAUGUGGAUUUGUCAUUUUUAUUUUUCACUGCCUGCAUUUUUAUUUUUUUAUUAUUGGUUGCUGUUCAUUUUGUUGUGGAAAUGAAAUAAUAUAUUGUGAUUUUUCUCCUAACAUUGUGUAAGUCUUUAAUGCAACAAAAACACAUACACAGUAACUGUUUAUCUCAAUCUUUCCACAAAACAAAACAAAAAAACAAUUCACCGACCCGGUUAUGGAACCAUAAUGAGAUGGGAAGUGAACAUUGUGGUGGUUUCUUUUUUUGGUAUAAUUAAUUUAGAAAUAAUCUCCUGACAAUGGAGUGUGAUUUUGUGCUGCCCUGUGUAAUGUGGCUUGGAAAAAUUACCCUUAUUAAUUCAAUUUGUUAUGCCAUGAUUCUAAAGUUGGCAAAUGGUUGCAUACUUGUGCCCUUUAAACCUCCCAAGAUACUAGCAGAGGAAUGCCACUUAGGAUAAUAUUCAUAAUGGCAUACCAAGUUUUAUAAUAGAUGUGGAAUCACGUAACCAAAAUUCUAAUGAGCGCCAUGCUUUGGCUGGUGUUAAAAUGAAAAGAACUCCGAUCGAGAAGGGCGACCAAAAUGAAUUGCCAGCCCUGCACAAUAUGUGAUGGUCUGCUAUAUUAUUUUCAUUUGUUAUGCAUCUCACUAGCUUCUUAUCUUUCAUGUGAUAAUUGAAGUUCCAGACAGACUAUACAGGGAAAGUCAUUAUAGGAAACAUGAGAAGCUUGGUCUCUUUGGCUUGCAAUUGAAUGAGUGGCCACGGGGCACAGUGCUUCAGUAGUCCUCAGACUGGGAUCUGACAGCAGGACUCGGCUUUGGAAAUGCUGCCGUGUUAGAUUAGUCAUCAUUUAUUCACUUUGUCCAAAGAGCUGUCUGAUGUUAGGAUCUCCUCUUAUUUGAAACUGGCAUUCAUGAUAUCAUGGAUGAAGGGUUUUGUUGAUGUUUUUCUGAAUGCGUGACAGUUGUCUUGCAUGAUACAAUAUGUACUUUUAGUGUUAAAUUAAUUCCAUACGGAUAUAAUCGCUUUAUCCAGGCACAUUAAGCGUGCUUGUAACUUUGUCUCACACCAAGUGCAAAGCAGCUUUAUUUGGUUUUAUGCUGCCUUUCCUUAUCUCUACCUCCCAGAGGCUUUGGCAAGCUUAAGCCUACCGUCUAGCUGAACCACACCGAGGCCACUAAACCAAAGAGCCUUGUGAAUGGCAGCGUGACCUCCUUGUAAGCAAUUCAAUUAAAAACCACAUAAAGUUAUCUCCACUUCUCUAAAUUUCACAUCUCAACAAAUGUAACCGUGUCAUGACAGUUAAGCAAAGUUAAUAUCCCUCAGGGGGGAAAUGUUGAGACUCGAGCUUGUGGCAUUGAAAUAAUUGGGAACACAGAACAGGUUCUGCAGGUUCAUGUUGUAAUAGGUCUAAGUCAAAAUUCCUCAGAGCUGCAUGGUACACUACACUUUAACAGAAGUUGCCUUUUGGGUUCUUCCUCUGCCUUUAUAAGUGUGCUUUUCCCACAUAAAAGGGAGAACCAUUUCACACUGCCUUUGUUGUGCAUAUGAGUUUUGUCUUUCAUUAAAUCAUCC